Molecule: messenger RNA, 8365 nt
Organism: Polypterus senegalus (gray bichir)
Lineage: Eukaryota; Metazoa; Chordata; Cladistia; Polypteriformes; Polypteridae
Gene: degs2
Product: delta(4)-desaturase, sphingolipid 2
Exons: 3
Coding region: 2827-3795 (322 amino acids)
Biological process (GO): sphinganine metabolic process; ceramide biosynthetic process
Cellular component (GO): membrane
Molecular function (GO): sphingolipid delta-4 desaturase activity
Source: RefSeq, a predicted model, not a curated record
UGUGACAAACAUGCAAAAGAAUAAGAAAUCAGGAAGGGGGCAAAUAGUUUUUCACACCACUGUAUAUUCUCAGACUUGCUUAAUUUAAUUAUGGAUUUAGGAGGCUGGGGUCUGUCCUGUCAGUCCUUUGCAGGACCUCCUCAUACACACAUACAUAAGUUAUGACUUUGGGAUGCAGGACACAAGGAAUGUGCAAAUUCCACAUUGACAGCAACAAUUUCGGAGCUGUGAGGCAGCAGCACUAAUAAUUGAUCACAUUGCCGCCCCGCCAUCAAACAUUACCUAAAUAUCUCAUUGAACAAGUGGACGCAUUGCAUUUUGGAUGACCUUUUCUCUGAACUGGUUAUGGUGCUAUUUCAAUAGAGACCAGAACACCUGUCAGAGCUUAUGUGAAAUUCAAAAAAAGGAGUGCUGACACAAGAAUUGACUUUUCAGCAGGAAAAUGAUCCAAAAACAGGAUCAGGGGAAACUACAAUGGCUCAGGCAUAUGAUGGUGAAUUCUACUAAUUAGACUCCUUUCCAGGAGGAAGCUGGCACAGCAUUAAAUGUGCUUUCCAUAAGCAGUAUCUCCAAGCAGCUUGACACAAUCCACCCUGAAGAAGGACAGGUAUUCAGUCUUAUCCUGUCUCUUCCCUCUCUACUUUCAUUGUGGUUGGCAGAAAUAUGUAGUGAGCAGAGAGUGAGUGUGACGAAGGAAUGGCCAGUUGUUCAGCACAGAAAAUUGGAUUUCCUUGUGGGCCGAUGGUUCAAGUUCAUAUCUGUUAUAGACUGGCACUUAAAGAAAGAAACAACCCCCGGAAUGAGCAGAGGGUUCUGAUGAAGUAAUAAUCGAUAACAAAUAACAUGCAUAUACUGCUUUUCUAAUAUAUUCCAAACUCUUUACAUGGUGGGGAAGCACUUUAACCAGCAAUUUGUAACAACCACCGCAAGCCAUUUAUGUGGCAAUAUGCUCAUCACACCACAAGCUGUUAGGUGGUGAAGAGGUGAGAUAAGUUAGCCAGUAAGGACAUGGGGAUGAUUAAGGAGCCAGAAUGACCAGGCUAUGGUGGGCAAUUUCGCCAGGACAUCGAGAAACACACAACUCUUUUGAAAAGAUACCCAAGUGAUCUUUUAUGAACACAGAAAGUUAGGACCUCUGCUUUACAUCUUGUCAGAAGGACAGAGCCUGUUUUACAAUAGCACAGUGUCCCUGUCACUGCCAUGGGGCCAUUGGUAUCCACACACACCAAAGGAUAAGUGUCUCUUCAUAUACUGUAUAAUGAAUAAAAGAGAAAGGGCAAUUAAUAUGGCUAUUGAAGUUAAAACAAAAGGAAAGCAAUGAGCUUCCCCCUGAAUUAACAUCCAAGUGUGUUGGGGGACUUGUUUAGUGAAACCUUUCCACUUCAAGGAGCCCCCUAAUCUAUCACACACGUUUAAAAUGUACAAGGAAAUCAGGAUCCAUACAGAACCCAAGGGUGUAUAUGCAGAGUUCACAUAGUAAUAAGGAUGAGACUCAAACUCGAGUCAUUGAAGUUAUGAGGCAGCAGCGCUAAACACUCAGCCAUCUUGCUACCUGUCCGGCAUUAUGUCACAAUAGAAAUGGCCUUCAAGAUAAAGUGUCAGUUACCUGGAUGUUUCUGACCAGUUGGUGCAUAGGGGCCCUCGUCACUGGGGCUUUGGGAUCCACACAGAGACCACAGGGUUAGCACCCACUGAUGGCCCACCUCGCCACACUUCUUCCAGCAGCAACCCAAGCUUUUCUUAGAUGACCUCCCAAGCAAGUGCUUGCCAGGUACAAACAUGCUUAGCUUUAGGUGGCUUACCUGUUCUGAAGUCGAACAUUGACAUUAAUGAACUCAAUUUAAUACUUCAGAUAUUUGUCACAACCGUUCUUGUUUAUUAUGUUCUUCCUUUUCAAGUAAAUCAUUACAUUUCUUAUGAACAAGCUGAAUGAGGGUGGCUUAUGCUAAUUGUUGGGUAAACGCAUAGUUAUUGAAAAUGUAAGAAAUGUAUUUUAGAUAAUAUAACUGGAUUUAAUAGUAAGACUUAUUGUGUACGCGUUAUAGUAUAGAUAUUAAUAUUUCCGUGUAAAUACUCCUGAGAAGUCAUGUUUUGAGUGAUCUGGUUUUUUUUUUUGUGUUUUUUUUCUGGGAUGUGGGACAAGUCCUAGUUGGGUCUGGCCGUUGAACAAAAAGAAAGUGAAGUCAGGAGACUGGAAAGUUAAAAGGAACGGAGAAUCCACGGCUUUAGUGUCAUUACUUGAUUUGUCCUUCUUUUAUAAUUAGAAAUGUGGUCACUUUUUCCUUGAUUACCACUUUGUAAAAGUUUGGAUAUGGAAGCGUUCGGGGAGUGUGGGGGUCGCUGCCCACCCGGCCGAUAGUGCACCUGCCGAUGGCAACAGGUGGAAUAGGUUUUCCUAAACAGUUUAUUGCAGAGCAACGGAGCCUCAGCGGUAGGCGCGGUGUCAUUACGAUGUACUUAACUAAUAGAUCUGAGGCCCCAGCGCGGGAGGGCGGAGCUGCUCGUGGGAGGGGCCCUGCCACACCUGUGCAGGUGAGCCGAGUGCUCCACUGUGUCAUUGUCACGGAGAGCGCAAGGUAGCUGGUCACUCGUCGGGUAAAGGAGUAUGUGCCGUGAAGCACACGGUCAAUUACGAAAAAAACCAACAACAACCAGUGCGCCUAAGUUUAGAAGGUUCGCUUUACGUUUGACAGACAGACACGAAGACCUCGCACGUUGGGGAGCUGCCGAACCAAAUCAGCUACAUUUUUGACGGACCCUCGGUGUAGUUCGGAGCUGGUGAAAGAAGACGUUUGAGCGAGGACAGUCAUCAUCACGGAUUUUAAAAUGGGUCGUAAGUCUGCGAGAAAUGAUUUUGAGUGGGUUUAUACUGACCAACCGCACACUUCCAGGAGGAAAGAAAUCAUAGCUAAGUACCCACAGAUCAAGGCGCUCAUGGGAGCAGAUCCCCAGCUAAAGUGGAUCGUCUCAGCUAUGGUGCUCACGCAGCUGCUGGCCUGCUACUUGGUGAGGACGCUCUCCUGGAAAUGGGUGAUCUUCUGGGCUUACACCUUCGGUGGCUGCAUCAACCACUCUCUGACCCUGGCAAUCCAUGACAUCUCCCACAACGUGGCCUUCGGCAACAAGCAUGCCCGCUGGAACCGCUGGUUUGCAAUGUUUGCCAACCUGCCCAUUGGCAUGCCUUACUCUGCCUCCUUCAAGAAGUACCACAUAGACCAUCACCGCUACCUAGGAGGCCACGGUCUGGAUGUGGACAUCCCUACUGAUUUAGAAGGCUGGUUUUUCUGCAGCCCGCUCCGCAAGCUCCUUUGGCUGUUUCUACAGCCCCUCUUCUACGCUCUGAGGCCGCUGUACGUCAACCCCAAGCCGGUGACCAGACUAGAAAUUCUGAAUGCUGCUGUGCAGUUUGCUGCUGACCUGCUCAUAUAUUACCUGUGUGGUCUGAAGGCCAUGGUCUACCUGGUAGCGGGUUCCAUUCUCUGCAUGGGACUCCAUCCUAUUUCUGGCCACUUCAUCGCAGAGCAUUACAUGUUUCUGAAGGGCCACGAGACCUAUUCGUACUACGGGGUGCUGAACCUUCUCACGUUCAACGUGGGCUAUCACAUGGAGCACCACGAUUUCCCUAGCAUCCCAGGCAGCAAGCUACCAGAGGUCAAGAAGAUUGCCGCCGAGUUCUACGACCACCUACCCCAGCACACCUCCUGGGUCCACGUCUUAUGGGAUUUUGUGUUUGAUGACUCCAUUGGGCCAUACGCCCGGGUGAAGCGGCACUGCCGACUGGUUACGCAGGACUGACUUUUGCCCAACUGCACCCUGCCUUAGAAGCAGGGCAUCGCACUAUCUAGGUACGUGAGGUGGUCUGCCAUUGGGCACAUUGUGGAAGCAGCAGGCAGGCAAGAAAGAAGGAUUGUGUAAGAAAUGACUAGUAACUGGUUGAAACUUCAACUUACCCAAAGGCUAGACGCCCAAAACUGGUACCACAUUUCUGUUCCAUUCACACAUCUGAUGGGCCUUUUUGGUCACUUCUUUCAUUUAGAAGAAUUCAUCACUCCUUGAAAUGCCAUUCCUUUUUUUUCCAGGUUUGAGUAAAUCCUAGCAGCCAGUGAUUCUUCAGUGGUCCAAAAUCACAAAUAUGCCUCAGCUCUGCUAAGUGGGUACACCUACUCCUAAUAGGCAUGUAGCGUACAAGCUUACAAUGAGUGUUCAACACAUCUAGCCAACAUGCCAGUGGGUACCACACCAAUGAAGAGCAUCUAGUGAAGCAUCUGUGAGCACCGCAUUUCAAUGGGGCAUCUGAUAAUGUGUCUGGGGCAGAGGCACGUCGCUCCUAAUGAGUGUGUAGCAUCUAACAAGGUGGGGCCUGGCAAUGGUUAAUGGGUGUUCAGUGAGACACUGAGGAGGACUUAUAUUAGUCAUGACUGGCACCUGCUAAAGCAUCUGCGGAACCAGCUGUAGCAAGGCACUGCAGGGCGCUCCUCCUGCAAUGGCUGUGUAGUGCUAUGUCUGAUAGCCGGAGUAUUUAGACAUAUCUGGUGAUUCAGACCACUCAUAAUGGGCAACUUCCAAAGCAUUUGCAGAACCAGCUCUAGCAACGCAUCACAGGGAGCCCCUGCUGCAAUGGCUGUGGUUUGGUAUGUCAGACGUAUGGGCCAUUUAGAGACAUAUCUAGUGGUUGUGACCACUCAUACUGGGCAUCUAGUUAAGUAUGUACAAGUACAGCACCCAUCUAAAGACACAGCCCACGUGUGGUGCAUCUAGCAAGGCCUCUGCAUGCCCACCACUCUUAAAAGACACCCAUUUGUCUCUUAAAAGACACCCAUUUGUCUCUCAAUUCAUCUAGCAAAGUGUCUGUAGCAUUGCUUGAGAUCCGAAGAGGCACCACUCAGAUGAGGCACUCACAGGGCACAUCAAUCAAAACAGAGCAUCUGGGGGCACUUAAUGAGGCAUCAAGGGGUCACACCAUUCAUGGAGAUCAUUCAGUGAGCCAUCUGGGGACACGGUAUUUAAACAGGAGACACACUCAGGUAUCUGGGGGAAAGUCACUCAUGAAGUUCUUGCCAUGCCAUCUGAUUUCUGGUGUCCCCCAUACUGGGCGCUGAUUGAUUCAGUUGAGUUGGGUGUACAAUCGCAGUAGGGAGUGGCAGCACAAGUCAUGGCACACAAGCGGGUCCACACUGAGAGAUCUCAGGGGCACAAGUGUAUUCUAUGACUGAUAAUAACAAAGGUGUUUACAGUCAAACAGCACCUUUCAGUCCCCACAGAUGUUCAGAGCGUUCGAGAGAGGCUGAGGUGUUAACACGGCAGCUGAGAAGAUGGAACUGUGGCCUCCUGGGAAGUGUUAGAGCCUCAAGUACGGGCAUCUCGCAAUGGGGAGUGGCAGGACGCGCAGCUCGUGCACACCUGACAGGGGGUGUUUCAGGUUCACAGAGAUGCUUUGGAUGAUUCAUGGACAGUGUGGUGGCUUUGCAGUUAGCUCUGCUGCUUCACAGCUCCAGCAUCCUAAAUGGUUCAAUCUCUGCCCACCCACCACACACGGGUUUAUCGUGUUUGUGUGAGUUUACCUCCCACAUCCCAAAGGCAAACAGGCUGGCUGAACUGGCAAAUGUAACAUGGCACUGUGAUGAAAUGACAUGGAGUUGGUUACUUGCAGUACAGAUGCCGAUAUCGCAUGGACCUGUCAUUGGAUUAAGUAGGAUCCACUGAAAGAAGAUACUGAGCAACAGCAGCAGACAGAGGGCAUUCCCAGCUACUUCAGGGGACCUCAGCUUCAUCUAAAGAAAGGGGAAGGAGGGAAAUUCAGAAAGUGACACACACAUGGAGAGCAGACAGUGGGUAUAUCCAAGUAGGAGGACACUAGGACUUAGAUGUGCACUGGGGAGUCAUGGGCUUGAUGGAGGUACAUAAAGAGCAUCCAUCCAUACAUCCAUUUUCUAUUUGGGUUCGAGUCACAGGGUGGCAGUCUAAACAAAGACACCCAGAUGUUUUGUUUCCUCACCACCUCCUCCCAACUGCUCUGAAGGAAUAAUGAGGCAGUCCUAGGUCAGCUGGGAAUUAUUUUCUCUCUCCAUUAUGCCCUGGGUCUGCCCCCAAUAUCUCCUUCUGGUUGGACAUGCAUGCCUGAAACACCUCCACAGAGGCGUCCAGAAGGCACAGAUGCUCGAGCCAUUUCAACUGGCUCCAUCUGAUACUAGGGAGAAGACCUAUAAAGUACAUUGGGUGUCACGGAUUUAUACACAGCAGAUAGUGGCUGCCACUGGCACAUAAAGUGUGGAGGUUCACCAAAAGCAGAUGGGCCUUCACAGGAACAGACAGAAACUGAAGCAUACUUACCCAGCAGGCCGAAGUUACUCCAUGUGCCCCCAAGUGAAGGCACAGCAGAGCCCACCCUGUGUCACGGUCUCACAGAGCAGGCCAUGGCUGUUUCUGAGAGGGUGAAGCGGUCUUCACUUACCUGAAAAGGCACAGGAUGUUGCCAACAGUGGGCACCUCCAGCACAGAUUUCAGUCAAAGUUACUGAAUUAUGGGCAAGCAGAGUAAGCUGUGAUGUAAAAACUUUGUGCCUGAUAUGGUGGGGCGAUUGCACUGAAUAUGGCACAAUUUCAUUUAUAAGCCCGUGAACCUUUUGAAAUGACUUACUCAUCAAAGUGUGGUCUAAUGUUUAACUAAGUCACGGUCAUAGGCAAACAACAUCUGCAUGAACUAGUAACACACUUUCUGUCAAUACUGAACACGUUGUUUCAACAUUCACAGUCCAGGCUGUUUUAGUAACUGCUAGAACCUCUUUGAGUCCCAGUACUCCUCACCAAACAUUACCUGCAGCUGCUCAUCAGUCUUGGACUAUGGGUAGGAGGAAUCGGAGACCAUUGUACAUUACAAAUCUGUUCCUUAAUAUUCCUUGCGUGAGCAGCCCUCUUUGCCACAUGCCACAGCUUCUCAUUUGGGGUGAGGGCUGGACUCUAACUUCAUUCCAGAACACACAUUUUCCUUUUGUUUCAAUCCAUUCUUGGGUGUUCCAGGUCAUUGUCUUAUUGGAUCACCCAACAGAAUCAGGUGACUGACAACAAGGCUGCUCUGACAUUCUCUUAUAGAAUUUCUUGAUACAAUUUUGACUUCAUUAUUUCUUUCUUUGGAAAGUAAGCUGUCCAAACCCUAAGGCAACAAAGCAGCAUCACACCAUGAUGCUUCCUCCAUUGUCCUUCACCGACGAGAUGAGGUUCUAAAACAUCCAUAAACAUUUUGACAAGAACAGGUCAUAUAGGCCCAGCUCACUAAUCCUAUCCAUAUAAUUCAUCCAUGAAAACAUAAGAACAUUGGAAUAGCUUUUGGUAUUGGCGAGAUGUGCUGGUCCUCCACCAAACAUACAACAUGCAGUUCUCUCAGAGGGUUUUGUCUCAUCUGUUCACAGUGUUGUGCAGAACACUCCGUGGUCUUCUGCUAACUUUAAAUCUGCAGCAAUGUCUCUUCUAUGGAGCAGUGGUUUCCUUUGUGGUGUCCUUCCCUGAACACCAUUACUGUUCUGUGUUUUUCUUAUGUUGUAUAUACGUGAGCAGAGGCUUUGGGAAGUUCAGGAGAUGUCUGCUCGUCAUUUGCUUUGCAUGCUGGGUUCUUGUCAUGAUCUUUGUAGGACAGCAACUUCCAGGGACAGCAGGAACAGUGCAGAGUACCCUCCAUUUGCAAACAACUUGUCUAAUGGUGGACUGUGCAGAACCCAGGUCUUUAGAAGUCUCUAAUGCAAGUCUCUAAUAUAUCUUCUAAGAGUAUUUUGCUUGAUGUUCCGUUCUUGAGAGGAGGAGCACUGAUUCUGUCGGUAACCAAACUUUGAGCUUUUUUGUAUGGCACUGAACCUCCACCCUACACCGUCAACCUCCUCUCAUUGACUGAACGCUCAACUCCAAUUUGGAGAAGUCGUUGACCUUGAAGGUCACCUGCUUUUUUCACCCUGGCCUGUGAAUGUUUAAACGAUGUGUUCAGAAGCCGCAAUUGUUUGUGUCGUUAGUUUAAGAAGAUUGUAUUUUCCGAUUUUCGUGAUUAGGUUUUAUGAGGGAUUACUGCAGGUAACCACAAAGGGUCCACGAACGUCUUCUUGUGUAAAGCCCCACAGCUUCAUUGUUGGAACGCAACGCCAUGUAGGAGCGACAUAUGACACUCACACAUCAAAUAAGAGCCUCUUGUUCGCUUUUCACAUGGUUCACAGCUUUAUUAAAAUGGGGAUUCAACAGGAAAGUGUGUGUCAACUGGAAGCCACUUUUAAAAAUCAAGGGGAAAACUAAAUGAAUACAAGCGGACCUCGCAGCCAACAGACAUUUUAUUAUCAACAAGAUCACAAAUACUUGUGUGUUCAGAUGUAUCAUUGAUAAGGUUGCAA